AUGCAAGCUGUACGGCGUGCAGCGAAGAGUCAUCUUCUACGGAAUGCACUGUUUGUGGGCACGACCUAUGCAGUGUCCGAGUUCACGCAGCAGACCAUCAUUGCUGACUCGUACGAUUUCCCAAGAAUAAUCCGAUUCGGAAUAUGGGGAGGAUGUUUUAACGGACCGUUUAACUACAGAUGGUAUAAAUUCUUGGACGCUAUUCUACCGGGAGCCGCUGUCAAGACCGUGGUAACGAAGGUGUUUCUCGAAAAGUUCACGGCAACGCCUACUAUACUGUAUUCUUUUUACGUCGUUAUGUCCAUAUUGGAAAGGAAAGAUGACAUUUUCACAGAAGCUAAUCAGAAAAUAAUUCCGACGUACUUAGCCAGCUGGGGAUUUUGGGCUCCAGCACAGGCAAUCAACUUUUACCUAGUCCCUCCAGUUUACAGAGUUGUGUAUGUCGGCACUGUUGCAUUCAUCUGGGCCAACUUUCUAUGUUUUAUGAAGAGACAGCCCCAAGUGACUGUGCCUCUUAGUAUGAGUUUGGUGCGUGGUGAAGUUAGCGCUGAACUGUUAUGUGUUGUGUUACAGUUUUGUGGGGGUGUAUCAAGAGUCGUGAGUUUUGCGCCUCAAUUUCAUGGUCGAGCCAAUUGA
Messenger RNA from Saccoglossus kowalevskii, 636 nucleotides. Its product is annotated as mpv17-like protein. The record is from RefSeq and is a predicted model, not a curated record. Lineage: Eukaryota; Metazoa; Hemichordata; Enteropneusta; Harrimaniidae. Gene Ontology annotation, cellular component: cytoplasm; mitochondrion; membrane.